Messenger RNA from Chenopodium quinoa (quinoa), 357 nucleotides. RefSeq names its product auxin-responsive protein SAUR71-like. The record is from RefSeq and is a predicted model, not a curated record. The transcript has a single exon. NCBI's taxonomy places the organism in Eukaryota, Viridiplantae, Streptophyta, Magnoliopsida, Caryophyllales, Amaranthaceae. Gene Ontology annotation, biological process: response to auxin. Bases 1 to 357 code for a protein of 118 amino acids.
AUGGGGUUGAUAGGGAAGAUAGUUAGGAAGAGGGAGCAAUAUCUAUCGAUGUAUUCACCAUCUCGAUACUCAAAAAUAUUUAGUGACGAAGAGAGUAUACAUAAUAAUAAUCAUCAUAAACGUGAAGUUAGACGAGGAUAUGUGCCUGUUUUGGUAGGCAAGUGUGAGGAGGAAGAAGAGAGGUUUAUGGUACCUUUAGGAUGGAUGAAGCAUCCUUCUAUUGUUGAUUUGCUUCAAUUAUCCGCUAGUGAAUUUGGGUAUCAUCAGCAAGGUGUUAUUCAAAUUCCUUGUGAAACACUUCAUUUUCGAGUUGUUAUGGAGAAAAUUUCUUCCCAAAAGAAAGGUCUAAGAUUAUGA